Molecule: messenger RNA, 2942 nt
Organism: Argiope bruennichi
Lineage: Eukaryota; Metazoa; Arthropoda; Arachnida; Araneae; Araneidae
Exons: 2
Coding region: 1045-1803 (252 amino acids)
Source: RefSeq, a predicted model, not a curated record
GCCGCUCUGGGUUUUUGCUAUGUUUUGACCGAACGUUGACAUCUAUGAACUGGUGAAUUUGUGCGACGUAUUAUUAUUUAAUCGCUUUGUGAGAUUUGCUGUUAAAUAAAGUACCGUUAAUUAGUUUAUUCAAUUUUGAUGGACCUGCAAACGACAAUUCUGGAAAUAGAGAAUACUAGAUUGUGGUCGUAGAGUGUAACUACAAGAUUAUUCAUAAUUAAAAUGCCAUAAUGGCGAUUCCACCUUCAUUUUAAGAGCAUUCUGGACGAUUUAUCUAAAACAUUUGGUAUCCAACAAUUUUGAGAUUUUGAAAAGAGAAAAAGUGCAGUUGUUCAAGAUAGUCCUCAAAUCCAUUAUCUUAGUAGAGCAAGGCCAGAAAUUAUUAAUAAUUAAUAGACCAUAGUGAUGAGAGCAGACUACAUCCUAAGAACAUUACUAAUAUUGUUUAUUUAUAGUAGUAAAUAUUUAUUGUGUCAUAUGAUCUUGAAAGAAAAGAAUGAAGUAACUCCGUAAAGACAUUCGACAAAAAUUUUGUUUUUAGUGGACUUCUUGUAGGCUUUGUAUUCUUUAUAUGAAAAGCCUGUAUCAACUUUUUUCGAAAAGUGACAGCAUGUGAGAGAACUAUCAACAAUUUCUAUGGAAAUAUGUUUGACAACCGUCCUUGUUAGCUUGGAAUAAUACUUCGUGUGAAGGUCUUUUUUUUCCUUUAUUUAAAUUUCUGUGAGAUCUAGCGGCAUUGCCUCUAUUAACUCUUAAGAUCUCAAUGCGUUUACGUUGUAAAUUACGAAGACAGGUACAAAAAUAUGCUUAUUUUGAAAAUGGCAUCCUUGUGUGAAGUUUAGUUACUCCUGAAGGAAAAGUUAUUGUUCAUUUAAAACUAUAUUUCCAGUUUCCAAAUCCAAGUUGACAUGACUCUAUUCCAAAUAUUACUUGCUCAGUAAUGACGUAUUUUAGAUAAUAAAAGCUCGAAUCUUUUCCUUUAUUUAUGAGCCUUCACUGCAUCAUAUUUCAUUUAAAAAGUAAUAGAACUUGUGAAACAUAAAAAUGAUCGUGAACAUUUAUACAUUGCAUCUGUGUGGAUUACUUUAUUUGUGUAUCUGUAUUUUCCAAGCAGAAACAAAAAGAACACCAGAAUCGACUGCACUGGAAAGUGAACCCCAAAUAUCCAGAAGAAGUAGCUCAUUUGAUUCUUCAGAAGAGCUGCUGACUCCUCCACAGUUCGAUAGCUCGAGAACAGGAUUAACCACCAAACUUCCAUGCGGUCGGAGUUGCAAUAAAGCACAAAAGCGGAGGAGGAAACAAGAAACAUCAGCAAGAAAGAAGCAAGAUACCAUGGUGUACAAAGAUUCAAAACGACCAUCUUCAACCAAAAACGAUACUUCAGUCGAAUUUCCUAAAAAGAAGAGGGCAAAAUAUUCAAGGAAAUAUGAUCCAACUGGUGUGCCAGAAGACAAUGGUUUCGUGCCUGUGCGUGGACCAUAUGGUGGCAAGACUACCCAACGCAGUGCACAAAGACGUGCUAGAGCAAGGAACCCAGAUGAAUUGCUGACGAAAGAAAGUAGGCCGAACCUAAAUAUGCUGGGCAAUGGUAAUUUCGAGAUUCUAAGCGGAGGAAUAUUUUCCGACGAUGAAUCCAAUGAAAUUGGCGAAGGACGAAGAGUAGGAAGAGGUUAUGAAGGUUAUAGUUUGCCCCGGUUUCGGCAAAUUCCUCUCAAUGCACAGAAUUUUCAGUUUCCAUCCUUUUAUCAAGGGAGAUUACAAGCUCCAGAUCAUCCACUGUUCUUCCCAAGAGCAGCCUAUUAAGAAUAUGAAAGCAAUGAACAAGUGCUUUUAAUUUAUUUCCGUUUUAUUUCCAAUAGAAAUAAAACGGACGUAAAAACAAAACAAAAAAAAGCAAAGGGAAUUUGUAAAUGAUCAAAUGCACUUUGAUAAUGCUUCGCACAAAUAAUAAUAUUCUAUUAGUAAACGAAAAAUAAUUAUUGGCGAAGCAGUGCUUUAUGCCAGAAUGAUCAAGUCGGUAUACAAGGAUGAUGGUAGGAGUACGGUGUAUGAUUUCGGACUAUAAAGACUCCAUGAAUUGUACUUUUUACCUUUUUCCUCUCCCCCUUCUUGCUUGCUUUUGUAUGCUAAGAUGUAAACAAAGAUGAAAGUUGAAAGUAAGGCAAACCGUUACUAAGCACUGUUAUCGUUAAUCAUCUUGCAUAUAUGAAACAAUUCUAUCAUAACGACAAUGUUUAAAUUCAUUCUGAAGUACUGCAUAUAAAUAGACUAAAUGUAGGAAUAAGAAAUAAGAAAACGGAAUAAGAAAACGUUCUCGAAACUAAGAGUUAUGAUUUGCGCAGAACCUUUUUAAAAAUUGUAAGUAGAGCCCAUUAAUAUUUUAUCCAAAAAAUUAGUCCCCCCCCCGCCCCAAAUCAAGAAUAACAAAUCAUUCCAACAUUUCAUUACAUAAGUUUGUGACUUUCCGAUCAUCAUUCAGAAUAUUUUCUUUUUUUUUUAACCUUAUAGUGGAUAUUCUCUCAUUAAGGAAAGUAGACUCGGAUAUAAGAUGGCCUUUAUUGUGCCAGAUCAUUUCAUAAGAUUUUUUCAAUCCGCAGAAAAUGCGGAUUGAGAACAGGCAAGCUCAUGCAAGUUACCAAUUUUCUGUGUAAAAACGCUCUGAAGUCACAGUAUGUAUGCAAAAGGAGAAGAGGACGUUCAUUUAAGAAAUGCAUUAUGAAAAGAGAUAUAGAAUAUUGCCUAGAGUAUAUAUCAGUUUCACUGAUUUUCAACCAAAGAUAGAUGUCAAACAUUCUUUGAACACUACGCCAGUUCUUCCAUGCCCAUUUUCAUCCAGCUCAUCAGCUGUCAAAACAUAUACAGUUGGAUUAUCAAAUGAGCUAAAAAGAAAAUCAUUUCAAUCACAAACUGCACAAAAUAUUUGUUGUUUCUUUUACUUGUUU